Zeugodacus cucurbitae (melon fly) is the source of this 1916-nucleotide messenger RNA. RefSeq lists its product as uncharacterized. NCBI's taxonomy places the organism in Eukaryota, Metazoa, Arthropoda, Insecta, Diptera, Tephritidae. The transcript is spliced from 4 exons. The record is from RefSeq and is a predicted model, not a curated record. Gene Ontology annotation, molecular function: oxidoreductase activity. The coding region runs from base 308 to 1660 and encodes 450 amino acids.
AAUUUUCGUGCGUUUCGGCGAUGCCAACGUUCUCAGCGAAGGUUACAUAGUUGGCUGUGCGGUCAUACAAAAUACAUAUGUGCAUGUUACUUGUAUAAUCAUUAGCAUUAGACACGGCAGACAUCAGUGGGCAACGAGAGCUGGACGCGGGCACUAUACCGGGUAGAGUGUGACAAAAACAACAAAACCGCCUCGCAUAAUCACUCGCUCACAGCUGAUUAGUCUCUAAGCAAAACAAAGUGCUUACUUUUGAUAAGAAAUAUCACAGAAAUAGUUUGUCUGAUCAGAUCUUGCGUACAACAACAAAAUGACAUCUUUGACUUUGUUGAGCCUUCCAACACGCACCAUCAACAAUGCACAGUGGCGUUGUUCAUCAACUGUACUUAUCAAAUCUCUACGUAAAAAUGAUGCAGAAAACACGUCUAACCUGUUGACCACAGCGGUAUCAACCAGAAAGUUCAAUAGCUUAAGUGCAAGCGGUAAAAUGCCUGGUGAAAAACAAAAUCAGUUGACAACUGUGGCUGCAGCGGCGGAAAAUGCCUAUUUUGAUAACCGUCGCACAUCACACAAAAAAAUGUCGUCUGCUCAGCAACCCAAUUUGGUGGCGGUCGCCGAGUCUAAGCGUUUCAUGACCGAUUGUUUCUUGGCCGUCAAUGUGCCGCGGGAUCAUGCCGAGGCCAUGGCUGAUCUGCUGGUUGGUGCCGAUUACCGUGGACACUUCAGUCACGGCAUGAAUCGUCUCGAAAUGUAUAUUAACGAUCUGGCGAUCAACUCGACUGAUGGCGCUGCCGUACCGGUGAUCCUGAAGGAGACUCCCUCCACCGCUUGGGUGGAUGGUCGCAACGGUUUGGGCGUAGUUGUCGGUAAUUACUGCAUGGAUUUGGCUAUUAAGAAAGCCAAAGCAGUUGGUGUCGGUUGGGUAUGCGCCAAGGGCUCGAAUCACUAUGGCAUUGCCUCAUGGUAUGUGUUGCGUGCCCUCAAAGAGGGUUUAAUGGGUAUGACUACGACAAACACAUCUCCGCUGAUGGCGCCAACACGCUCGAAGGAGGCUGCAUUGGGCACAAACCCGCUGUCAUUUGGUGCACCCGCUAAGGAUGACAAAUUCCUUUUGGAUAUGGCUACCACUGCCGUCGCGGUGGGCAAGAUCGAAAUUCAACGUCGCAAAGGCGCUCCCUUGCCCGAUGGUUGGGCGCAAGAUCCUUCCGGCAACCAAACCAAUGAUGCUGAACUGGCCUUCAGCACGGGCUGUUUAAUGCCACUCGGUGGUCAGGAAAUCUCGUCCGGUUACAAGGGUUAUGGUCUGGGUGCUAUGGUGGAUAUCCUUUCGGGUGUGUCGGCGGGCGCCAACUACUCGACGAAAGUGCGCAAAUGGACGCAUGCGGGCGCAAACACAGCGGCCGAUUUGGGUCAAGUGUUCAUUGCUGUGGAUCCCAAUUGCUUCGCGCCUGACUUUGAAGAUCGUCUAACUGACUUCAACAGUCGUCUGCGUGGCUGCGAACCGACUGACCCCUCCAAACCCGUCUUGGUCGCUGGUGACAAGGAAGACUUAAAUAUGAAAUCGGUGGACGAAGCUGGUGGCAUCCAGUACUUGGAAAAUCAACUAAAGACUUGUGCGGCUUUGGCCGAUCGCUUAAAAAUUAAACCAUUAAGCUUUAAUUAAGUAGCAAAUGACAAACCUACAUCUAUAUAACACGUCUUUAUUAACACUGUCUUUUAUAUACAUAUGUAUGUAUAUAUGUAUUUGGGUUUGCUGUAUAAUUUAAGCCGGUCUAACUGGCAACAAAUAGUAUGUACCGUUGUGUACAUAUUCAAAUGCUAACAUAUCCAUGAUGUGCCUAUUGAUUAUAAAAUUUAAGCUGUAAAUUAGUUUUUUUUGUUGUUAUUGCAUUUUUAAGCGCAUUUCACAUUUUCUCUUU